Molecule: messenger RNA, 465 nt
Organism: Brassica napus (rape)
Lineage: Eukaryota; Viridiplantae; Streptophyta; Magnoliopsida; Brassicales; Brassicaceae
Product: putative phytosulfokines 4
Exons: 2
Coding region: 3-266 (87 amino acids)
Biological process (GO): cell population proliferation
Cellular component (GO): extracellular region
Molecular function (GO): growth factor activity
Source: RefSeq, a predicted model, not a curated record
AAAUGGAAAAUCUCUCUACUUUGCUCAUAAUAACUCUCCUCCUUUGCACCGCCACGCAAACGUGCACGGCCCGCCCUGAAUCGGCCGACUUCGCCUCCAUCACAAUCUCUCCGGCCGACAUACGUAGUCUGGAAAUGAUAGAAUCAAAACUACAUGAAGCAGCCGAUGAGAGCUGCGAGAAAGACGACAACGAAGAUUGCUUGAUGAGAAGAACAUUGACGGCUCAUCUUGAUUAUAUCUAUACACAGAAGAAUAAUAACCCUUAGGUUAAUUACCCCAAUUGUCAAUAAUUUCAAAUCACCUCACAUGUUAUUAGUGUGUAUAUAGAAUCAUUAAAUCAUUCAAUUAGUUUUUCUAAUGGAAGUGUUAAAUUAUUGCUAUAUGUUAUGUACAUAUAUAAUAGAAUCAAUAACGCGAUUCGGUUCUAUAUUCUUUAAUAGGAAAGUGUAAAAUUAUUUCCACAUA